AUGGCCGCUGCAGUUGCGAAUCCGGUUGCAUCCGCGUUUUCUACGCCGAAAGCCGUAGCUCCUCCGGGCCAGCCAGAUAUUUCCUACGCCCCGGACUAUACCAAGUAUCAAGCCAGAGCUGCACGGAGGGUGCAGAACGAGAAACUGCCCAGUACCGUGCCGGAGGGGUUCCCUGAGCAGCUAGAUGGCGAUCUAGUUUGGGAGGGCGGAACUCUGGCGAAGACAUACGACUGGACUUAUGCACUCAAUGAGGACCAGUUAAUCGAGAUCGAUCAGGCAGUCAGCCAUUUCAAAUCGCUCGGUCUUCCCAUUUCACACGUUGCACAGGACACUUUCCCUCUUCCUAAGCUGCACUCGGAGCUUCGCCGCCUUUCUCACGAGCUGCAUUUUGGCCAUGGUUUCUUCGUCAUCCGGGGAAUACGAGUGGAUGAGCAUACCCGGGAGGAGAAUGUCAUCAUCUACGCUGGGUUGUCGGCGCACAUUGCUUCCCAGCGUGGCCGACAGGACCAAUUCAGUCCCUUUGACGGCAGCCCUGCGGACGUUGUUCUCACACACAUCAAGGAUCUCAGUUAUUUGCCCGAGCUAAAAGGAAGCAUUGGCUCGCCGGCUUACACAACCGAUAAGCAAGUAUUCCACACGGAUUCAGGUGACAUCGUGAGCUUGUUCGCCCUCGAGACUGCUCUUGAUGGAGGAUCGAGCAAGCUGGCUUCGACUUGGCGGGUCUAUAACGAGCUUGCAGCCAAGCGGCCGGAUCUGAUUCACACGCUCAGCCAACCUUGGGAUAUGGAGGUCAUUCAGAACACUUACAUGAAGCGGUUCAGGUUCGAGAAGAAUGCCAAGAAGAAGUUCACAGAGCGACCAUUGCUGUUCCAUCAACCUGCCACCGGAAGCACUCCAGAGCGUGUUCUCCUCCAAUAUGGCAGGCGAUAUUUCGUUGGCUUCGGGAAGCUGCCACGCAAUCCCGAGAUACCACCAAUCACUGAAGCCCAGGCAGAAGCUCUCGAUGCAUUGCACUUCCUAGGGGAGAAGUUCUGUGUCAACACUCACUUCGAGAAGGGAGACAUCCAAUAUGUGAACAAUGUCGCACUCUUCCAUGCUAGAGACGGCUUUGUUGACAGCGAUGAGAAGCGACGUCAUCUUCUUCGCCUGUGGCUUAGGGAUCCAGAGUAUGCUUGGAAGACACCUGAGGUGAUAGAGUGGAGAUGGAAACAGCUUUAUGAGGGUAUAGAUCCAGCAAAGGAGCUUUUGCCCUUAGAGCCUUUCGUGCGCAAUGCCGGGAAGGGCCGCUGA
Molecule: messenger RNA, 1290 nt
Organism: Diaporthe amygdali
Lineage: Eukaryota; Fungi; Ascomycota; Sordariomycetes; Diaporthales; Diaporthaceae
Product: taurine catabolism dioxygenase
Exons: 4
Coding region: 1-1290 (429 amino acids)
Molecular function (GO): oxidoreductase activity
Source: RefSeq, a predicted model, not a curated record